This is a messenger RNA of Mesorhabditis spiculigera, 999 nucleotides long. The record is from the annotation of a GenBank genome assembly. NCBI's taxonomy places the organism in Eukaryota, Metazoa, Nematoda, Chromadorea, Rhabditida, Rhabditidae.
AUGGAUCCGAUAAAACACGAGGAAAAGAUGCAGCAAAUCCUGAAGACGGCUAUUGAGUGCCUCGAAUCUCGCCUCAGAUUUGGGAAAACGGAGGAAAAAGAGAAGAUCAAGGCCGAGAUCAUUGGAAGAUUCCAGGAAACCGUUGGCCGGGUGAUCGACACGAAUAAAAAGCUGUUGAUCAAGAAAUUAGCCUCCAAGACCUUUGAGCUGGCCGUUAAAACCUAUGAGACUGAAUUAAGGAACCGUCGUUUCUUGAGUGAUGCCAAUUCCAAUCCACGGCAAAUCCAUGAAGAAUGCCAGAGGAUUGCCGUGGAAUUCUACACAAAGGAAACAUUCACACAUGCAGCGGAAGAGUUAAUCCAGAAGAAGCUGGAGCAGCUGGUUGCGAAGUGCGAAGAAGCCCUGGGAAAUAUCCUUGUCGACCAUGUGGAGCGCCAUCUCAACAAUCGGGUCUUGAGAAUCGUCGCCGAAGUUGUGAAACACCAUGAAAAGAACCUGAAAGAGGAAGAAGCCGUGGAGAAGCAUCGCGUUGAGCAGAAACGGAUGGCUGAAUUGAAAGAAAUUGCGGAGAAUAAGGGCAACAGUGAGAACGAUCGACAAAUGAUGCAGGCCUACAUACAGAUGAUAUCCGAACAACAGGCCCAUCAAAUAGAAGACGCAGCACGCCAAGAUGCCAAUCAAGUGGCAAUCCGAAAGAUCGAACACGAUAUGCAACAGAAAGCGGCUGAACGACAGAUGCUGAUGGACGAGCAACGGCAUAGGAAAGAAAUGGAGAACACCCAGGCGCAACGCCAAUACGAAUUCCAACGCGAACAAAUGGAACAUCAACGCCAGCGCACAGCUUUCGAAUAUCAGCAACGAAUGCAUGAUGCAGCCCUGCAAAGGGCAGCCGCAUUGCGGGAACAAGAAGAUGACGUGGAUUUUGGUGCCGUCCUUGGCCAGGUUGCAACCAUUGCCAUUCCGCUGGCCAUUCAAUACUUCACCAAAUUACCGCUGCCA